Colletotrichum truncatum is the source of this 1164-nucleotide messenger RNA. RefSeq names its product pectin lyase F-1-like protein 2. Gene Ontology annotation, molecular function: pectate lyase activity. The record is from RefSeq and is a predicted model, not a curated record. NCBI's taxonomy places the organism in Eukaryota, Fungi, Ascomycota, Sordariomycetes, Glomerellales, Glomerellaceae.
AUGAAGCCUCAGACUCUUCUCUCUCUCCUGGCUGGUCCCUCCGUGGCCCUGGCCCAGCACCGCGGUAGUCCCUUUGGCUUCGCUUCUGGCACCACUGGCGGUGGCAAUGCAGCACCGGUGUACCCCCAGAAUAACCAGCAGCUCGUCAACUACCUGACCGACAACCAGCCCCGUGUCAUUAUGAUUGAUCGCACUUUCGACUUUCUUCAAACCGAAGGAAGCACAAGCGGGAGAUGCUGCCGCCUCAACACGUGCAACAAUGGUAACCAGCCCCAGACUUACAUUGGCGAUACCUGCGACGGAGGUACCUGGGUGUCAUGCACCUGGUGGAAUGCCCCCAAGAACCCUAUCGAUGUUAAAAGCAACAAGAGUCUCGUAGGCGUAGGCACUAAGGGAGUCAUCCGCGGCAAGGCGUUCCGUCUCCGCGGUGGCGUCAGCAACAUUAUCAUCCAGAACAUUCACUUCACUGAGCUCAACCCUCAGUACGUUUGGGGUGGCGAUGCCAUCACUCUGGACGGUGCUGAUCGUGUCUGGAUCGACCACAACAAAUUCUCCCUCACUGGCCGCCAGAUGAUCGUCUCUGGUUGGGGUGCUGCCGGCAAAGUCACAAUUUCGGACAACGAGUUUGAUGGCAGGACCUCAUGGUCAGUCUCCUGCAACAACAAGCAUUACUGGGGUCUCCUCCUGAUUGGCGCGAACGAUUUCUAUACUAUCGCCGGCAACUGGUUGCACGACUUGUCCGGCCGCGCUCCUCAUCUUGGCACAGGCGACAGCUCGUCCAACGUUGUUCAUGUCGUCAACAACUACUUCCAAAACAUUGACGGCCAUGCUCUCGAUAUCCAGGGUAACGCUUGGGCUCUGAUUGAAGGCAACUACUUCGAGAACGUCAAGGAACCCGUCUCUUCGGGAAGCGGCUCGGGCGGAGCUAAGAUUUACGAUAUCCGCCAGGUAGCAGACGCCUCUUACGCCCAGGGUGCUCUCGGCUACAUCCCCGAGUGGAACCGCAAUGCUGGAACCAGCGGUGUACCCGCGGUUCGGCUCGACCAGGCGGUCCUCCAAAAGUUCGCACAGCACAAGAACGUCAUCACCUGGGCCCACUGGAAAGUUGAAAACGUUGCUACGAACGUGAGGAACAUUGCCGGCGUGGGAAAGAUUGGCAAUUGA